GCACUGCAGAGGAUGAGCUCAGCUGACCGUCUGCCUGCUAUUAUGUCCACGAACGGCGCCGCCAACACCCAAACACAGUGCGGCAAAAAUAAGCGAACGUGUCCCAGCAUCGUCUCUAAUGAAUGAGUGCGCAGGAAGAAACAUGAGUCACGCGUGAGGUGUGCAGGAUGUCGUUCAAGAAGGAAACACCCCUGGCUAAUGCUGUGUUUUGGGCAGCACGGAAGGGGAACUUGGCUCUACUUCAGCUUCUGCUCAACAGCGGGCGUGUGGACGCAGACUGCAGAGACAGUUAUGGAACCACAGCGCUGAUGGUGGCUUCAUACAGCGGCCAUUAUGACUGUGUUAAAGAACUUAUCAUGCAAGGAGCUGACAUCAACUAUCAGAGAGAGACAGGUUCUACAGCCUUGUUCUUUGCCUCACAGCAGGGACACCAUGACAUUGUGAAGCUCCUUUUUGAGUUUGGUGCCUCUACUGAAUUCCAGACUAAGGACGGUGGCACUGCUCUCACUGUCGCCUCUCAGUAUGGACGGUCCAAAGUGGUGGACAUCCUGUUAAAAAAUGGUGCCAACGUCCACGACCAGCUGAAUGACGGUGCCACUUCUCUUUUCCUCGCUGCCCAGGAGGGUCAUGUGACUGUGAUUCGUCAGCUUUUGUCAUCUGGGGCUAAAGUUAACCAGCCCAGAGAGGAUGGCACUGCCCCCCUGUGGAUGGCAGCCCAGCUGGGUCACAGCGAGGUGGUGAAGGUGCUACUCCUACGUGGUGCUGAUCGGGAUGCUGACAGACAAGAUGGAACAACAGCGUUAUUUAAAGCAGCUUUAAAAGGACACCACAGCGUCAUUGAAGAGCUCCUCAAGUUUUCUCCCUCUCUUGGCCUUCUCAAGAAUGGCUCAACUGUGCUUCAUGCUGCAGUUCUGAGUGGAAAUCUUCAAGCCGUCCUGCUGCUGCUUGGGGCCAACGCUGACCCCAUGUUACCCAACAAGAAUGACGAACUCCCUGGAGAUCUUACAAAGAAUGAUCGCAUCCUUAGGGUUUUACAUCCAAAAAUCUUAAAUGGAGACAGCUGAUGACUGCCCAGACCGCUGCCUUCACUUCCCCCCUGUAUCGCACUGAUGUGUCCUGAUAGGAAAAUAACACAAUAUAAAAUCUAUUCUACUACAGCCUCUACAGGGCGCUUGCUUUAGGUUGAAAAAUGUAGCUCUUAUCAGUUGAAUUAACCUGGACUAAAUAUAGAGUCAACUUAAUGUACAACUAAAUGCAUUUGUCUGCCAUGUGCAUCAUUUUAUGUUGUUCUAAAUGCAUUUAUUUUUGUUUACCAAAGGUGUUGUAAGAUUUGUAGAUAUUUUGCACACGUUUUAUUUGCCUUUUUAAUAAAUGUAAUAAAGUGUACAUUUGUUAAUUAAUG
This is a messenger RNA of Sphaeramia orbicularis (orbiculate cardinalfish), 1402 nucleotides long. It is a transcript of the gene ankrd29, whose product is annotated as ankyrin repeat domain 29. The record is from RefSeq and is a predicted model, not a curated record. NCBI's taxonomy places the organism in Eukaryota, Metazoa, Chordata, Actinopteri, Kurtiformes, Apogonidae. Bases 168 to 1064 code for a protein of 298 amino acids. The transcript is spliced from 10 exons. Gene Ontology annotation, molecular function: protein binding.